This is a messenger RNA of Penicillium mononematosum, 2082 nucleotides long. Its product is annotated as putative C6 transcription factor (Leu3). The record is from RefSeq and is a predicted model, not a curated record. Gene Ontology annotation, biological process: regulation of DNA-templated transcription; DNA-templated transcription. Lineage: Eukaryota; Fungi; Ascomycota; Eurotiomycetes; Eurotiales; Aspergillaceae. Gene Ontology annotation, molecular function: transcription cis-regulatory region binding; zinc ion binding; DNA-binding transcription factor activity, RNA polymerase II-specific. The coding region runs from base 1 to 2082 and encodes 693 amino acids. The transcript has 6 exons. Gene Ontology annotation, cellular component: nucleus.
AUGGCGGGUGUAAAUCAGUUGCCUGUGUCAGUUGCCGCCGAUGGCGUGCAUGGUCGCAAACGCAAUGUGACUAUUGCGGGGAUCGACAGUUCCCCGGGGAGUAUCGAAGAUAUGGACGACAAUGAGGCGCGAGAGGAGAAGAGACGUCAGCCAGUGAAGCGCGCUUGCAAUGAAUGUCGACAACAGAAACUCCGAUGCGAUGUCAUCCAAGACCCAUGGACAGAUUGUUCGCGGUGCCGUCGACUAAGGCUUAGUUGUAAAAUCGAGUCCAACUUCAAACGUGUUGGGAAGCGCAGUCGCAAUGCGGAAAUGGAGAGGGAAAUAAUGGAGCUUAGGAAGCAGAUUGCUAGUGGCCAAUCAGUCUCUGGAAUGCCACAGCAACAAGCAAGACAAUUGACACCCAAGCAAGAAUCGAAUCAAGUCAGUCCUGCAGUCUAUCAGACCCCAUCAGCCAUGUCCGCAGAUCAGUACAUGGGGUCUCAAGAAGCUGUCGCGUCCCUCCUGGACCUUCGUUCGGGCUUCGAUGGUACCAACUUCAUGAGGAAUGGUGGGCAAAUCAGACGAAUUGAGGAUGUUAUGGUUGCUCCAGAGAAAGUGACAGAACUGUUUAAUAUAUUCUUCACAUACUACCACCCUUUCCUUCCAUUUUUGGACCGAAAUCAGUCUCCCGAUGAUUAUAAUAAUUCCUCUUCAUUGCUUUUCUGGACAAUCCUCAGUGUCGGUGCACGGCGCUAUCAAGGCGAUUCGAAUUUGCUGAAUUCUCUCGCUGGUCCAGUCAGCCGGCUAGUCUGGAGCACUCUCGCAGAUAUCCCUCAAAGCUACCAUGUUGUGAAGGCUCUUGCUCUACUAUGCUCGUGGCCGUUCCCCACAAGCAGCACCUCGACAGAUCCGACCUUCAUGCUAUGUGGCAUGAUGGUACAGGUUGCUAUGCAGCUUGGUCUUCACCGGCCUUCUCACACUCAGGACUUUAGUAAAUUCCGAGUGGAACUGAUUGAGGAUGAAUUGAGAGACAAGGUGCGAACCUGGGCGAUUUGCAAUAUUGUUGCUCAAAGAGUUUCCACCGGCUAUGGACAGCCAUCGUCUACUCUUUACGACUGGACAUUAUCCUCGAGCGAUUCGUUAGACCCGAACUUCAAGCUUCCUGAAAAUAUCAAGCCAAGAUUGGAGAUUGAAAAGUUCUGCGACAAGGUCACCCGAGCGCUUUACACAAAUCGACGCGAUCCUGUUGGCUUAACCAGCGACCAUGAACGGUCAACGAUGAUUACCUUUCUGUCGCGAGACUUUGAGGAGUUGGAGGAACAGCUUAAAUCGCAGAAUGACUGUAUUACUGACUUGUUCCUCCGUGCUGCUAAUCUUCAUUUGCACCUUUCGGCGUUCUUUGACGAGCCAACCACUAAGAAUUAUCGCGAACGCGUCUUAUCUCUAUACGUCGCUACGACCUCAUUCCUCGAGGUUGUCCUUAACCUUGAGACCGAGGUUGGCCCUGUUCUCUCUUAUACCCCAUACUACGUCUACCAGAUGAUGGUUGCCGCCGGCUGCACUCUUCUGAAGCUUUGCAAGAGCUUCUUCGCCUCUCACAUAGACAUGGAAUACACCAAGAACCUAUUCAACCGUACAAUCUGGGCCAUCCGAGGGGUGUCAGCGUCCAGCAAUGACCUACCCGAACGUCUUGCUGAAGUGUUGGCUCAGAUGUGGAGAUUGGGAGGAGCGACUCAACGGGCGAACAAUAGUACCGAUGUUGACGACUCCCUGCGACUCAAAGUACGCUGCCGGAUGAGCAUGUCUCUACUUUUCGACUCUGUGUGGCGCUGGCGAGAGGAUGCCAGGACUAAGGGCCGAAACAUUGAAGCCUAUCUCAAAAACCCAACAAACCCUGACUCGGCAGCCGACUCCUCGGCCACUUCAUCUGUCGGCCCUGUACACACAUCUACAAUCACGCCAGGAAUCACUGGGAAUGAUCCCAGCCUUGCCCGGCACCCCUGCUAUCCCAGGCUACUCUUGGGAUUCAACCGUCCACAAGCCAAUCUAACGGACUUCCAAGUGGCUUCAUUGAACCUAACUACGAAGUUUUCGAUCCGUUGA